Messenger RNA from Aplysia californica (California sea hare), 1469 nucleotides. RefSeq lists its product as uncharacterized. The record is from RefSeq and is a predicted model, not a curated record. Lineage: Eukaryota; Metazoa; Mollusca; Gastropoda; Aplysiida; Aplysiidae.
AGCCCCUCAAGAGUCGACAUAAGGACUCUGCCAUGAGGUCAGUGAAUGUGUCGGAGGAACUUUAAACUUUACUGACGUGCAUCUCUGAUGAGCAGAUUGUUCUCUGUGACUAGUGACAUUCCUGUCUCUCUUUCUCCGAGAACUUAACCCCGAAUACCUGGAUCUUAUCUCGGAGUGAAUGUUUCAAGACUCACUUUUUUCAUGACAGCUGUGCAAGUCUUUUGGAUUUAAACGUAAUUUUUAAGCAAAAACACCAACAACAACAAAAGGAAAAAAUAACAACAAAAAACAAAACAAAACAAAGGAGAACCCGGAAGCAAAGGUUCAGACCAUCAGCGCAGUGAGAACGGGAAUUUCCGCACGAUGUCUGAUACGACUGAUUCUCCGAGUGGCCAGCCGGAAGCUGUCGAGGAGUGCGCCCCAAAUGCAGGAGCCACGCCCCUUCCGGUAGAAGGUGAGGAGCAAACGAUACAAGAGACAGAGGAGUCAACCGACAGAACAACAGAGCGGGAGGGGGAGGGAACUACGACAAUGCAGGUUACAGACCAGCAGGCCCAGAGACUAGCGGUCAGCAGAAUGUCCCACUGACCAUCAACCAGCUUGCCAUAGUUGCCAGUGCUCAAAACAAAUUGCCUGUCAGUAAGGUAAAGGGCAUCGUCCUGAGGGUCGGCCGGCACACAGAGUCCAGCCUGCAAAAGUCCGGCAAGUGGUACAAGAACGAGAACUACGUGGACAAGAACACGUACUCGUGGAAGAACAUGCCGUUGUUCGAGGAGUACCAGCGCCACCUGUGGACGCCCGCCGGCACCGUGAGGGACUCCUACAAGAAAUGAAGCUCUUCGUCUGUCUGCGGAAGUGAGACGUACUUCUGGUUUUCCGCUGUUGGGAUGGUGAAAGUGUGGAGAGGACGUUUCGUUUUUAAAAAAAAUAAAGAAUGUGAAUUCUUUUGUUUAAAAAAAAGGGGGAGGGGGAGGGAGGAGAUAAGCUUCUCAUGUUAUGAUGCGAUUUAAAAAGCACUUGAUUUUUUGGGAAAUAUUUUUUAUUUUUCAAAUAAUGGAACCCCUUUAUUAAUUCUCCUCGUUUUCGGAUGAAAGCUUUAUUUUUUGGAAAAAUCAUUGGUAUAACUUUUUAAGUUUUGUUUCUGACGGAUCCUUUCUCAUAUUAAUUAUUGUUCUGUAUUACUUUGUUUUCUGAUGAUACAUUCUGUGACUUCGUGAUUGUUUUCUUAACUCCUAAAGGAAAUACAAGCUGGUGUCGUGAAGACUGUGUGUUUAUGAUGAGACAAAAAAUGGGGGACAUCCGUUCCCACCGUUCUUUGUUGGUUUGUUGAGUUAUUUCAGUAUUUCUUCAUUACCAUCCAGACGGGAGAUGGCUGGGGGUGCUGCUGUCUCGAGGAACACAGUUUGAUACAAGUUAUGCACAAUGCCACGAAUUUCAUGCACAAUAAAAGUGUCUGAAAAUUAGUAUAA